Molecule: messenger RNA, 4324 nt
Organism: Gavialis gangeticus (Gharial)
Lineage: Eukaryota; Metazoa; Chordata; Crocodylia; Gavialidae
Gene: MTM1
Product: myotubularin 1
Exons: 15
Coding region: 106-1917 (603 amino acids)
Biological process (GO): negative regulation of autophagosome assembly; muscle cell cellular homeostasis; mitochondrion distribution
Cellular component (GO): plasma membrane
Molecular function (GO): phosphatidylinositol-3,5-bisphosphate 3-phosphatase activity
Source: RefSeq, a predicted model, not a curated record
CCCUUUACAGCUUGAUGGGAAAAGAGGGGCUUGUAGCCAGGUAAUCCAGUCCAAAGGACAGGGAAUUGUGGAGCUGUACUCUGGGGAAAAGUGCAGAUCCCCAGUAUGGCUUCAUCAUCAACACCUAAAUAUAAUUCCAACUCCCUGGAAAGCUCCUCAGUUAAAAGGACCCCAAAAGAUGGAACUAACUGGGAACAAAAUGAGGAAAUACCUCGUCUACCAGGAGAAACCAGAAUUACAGAUAAAGAAGUUAUCUACAUGUGUCCAUUCAAUGGUCCCAUUAAAGGAAGAGUGUACAUCACAAAUUAUAGGCUCUACUUAAGAAGUGUGGAAACAGAGUCAGUUGUAAUACUGGAUGUUCCUUUGGGUGUAAUUUCAAGGAUUGAAAAAAUGGGAGGAGCUUCAAGUAGAGGCGAGAAUUCCUAUGGACUAGAUAUAACUUGUAAAGAUAUGAGAAAUCUACGGUUUGCACUGAAACAAGAAGGUCAUAGUAGAAGAGAUAUAUUUGAAGUCCUUACAAAGUAUGCUUUUCCUCAGUCCCACAACUUGCCUUUUUUUGCAUUUGUAAAUGAAGAGAAGUUUUCUGAAAAUGGUUGGAUGGUUUAUAAUCCAAUGUCCGAAUACAGGAGACAAGGCUUGCCCAAUGACCGGUGGAGAGUAACUUUUAUCAAUGAACAUUACAGCCUGUGUGACACGUAUCCAUCACUUUUGGUAGUCCCAUAUUAUGCUUCAGAAGAUGAUCUCAAGAAGGUUGCUGCAUUUAGGUCCCGAAAUAGAAUUCCAGUGCUGUCAUGGAUUCAUCCAGAAAAUCAAGCUGUUAUUAUGCGCUGCAGUCAACCUCUUGUAGGUAUGAGUGGUAAACGGAAUAAGGAUGAUGAAAAGUAUCUUGAUAUCAUCAGGGAAGCAAAUGGACAAAUAUCAAAACUAACUAUCUAUGAUGCAAGGCCCAAUGUAAAUGCAGUAGCUAACAAGGCAACUGGGGGAGGAUAUGAAAGUGAAGAUGCAUAUCCCAAUGCAGAACUUUUUUUCUUAGAUAUUCAUAAUAUCCAUGUCAUGAGGGAAUCUUUAAAAAAGCUGAAGGACAUUGUUUAUCCUAAUGUAGAAGAAUCUCAUUGGUUGUCAAGUCUGGAAUCAACUCAUUGGCUAGAACAUAUCAAACUUGUCUUGACAGGAGCUAUUCAAGUGGCAGAUAAGGUGUCCUCAGGGAAGAGCUCUGUGCUGGUACAUUGUAGUGAUGGUUGGGACCGAACAGCACAACUAACGUCUCUGGCCAUGUUGAUGUUGGACAGCUACUACAGAACAGUUGUGGGUUUUGAAGUUCUGGUACAAAAGGAGUGGAUCUCUUUUGGACACAAAUUUGCAUCGAGAAUAGGUCAUGGCGAUAAAAACCAUGCUGAUGCUGAUAGAUCACCUAUCUUUUUGCAGUUCAUUGAUUGUGUUUGGCAAAUGUCUAAACAGUUUCCUACAGCUUUUGAAUUCAAUGAACAAUUCUUGAUUACAAUUCUGGAUCACUUGUACAGCUGCCGAUUUGGUACUUUUUUGUACAGCUGUGAGUCUGCCAGAGACAAAGAGAAAGUGGCUGAAAAAACAUUGUCGUUAUGGUCAUUGAUAAACAGUGAAAAGGCCAAGUACAUCAAUCCUUUUUAUACUAAAGAACUGAAUCGAGCACUUUAUCCAGUAGCCAGCAUGCGUCACCUGGAACUUUGGGUCAAUUAUUACAUUAGGUGGAACCCAAGGAUUCGGCAACAACAGCCAAAUCCAGUGGAGCAGCGCUACAUGGAGCUAUUAGCUUUACGUGAUGACUAUGUGAGGAGACUCGAAGAGCUGCAGAUCACAAAUAAUACUAAGAUCUCCAAUUCAUCAACCUCAUCAGCAUCUCCGUCGCAGAUGAUGUCCCAUGUGCAAACACAUUUUUGAAGCAAGAAUGUGGUUUGCUUUCUUCAGAACACUGAAGCCACGAGCGGUGCUUAACAUAGAUCUGUAGUACAAAAAGGAGAGUAUAUGAAUGCCUUAGUUUGGACCUCUACCUAACUCCACAUAUUAGACCUUCUCUGUAGUAGGAGGACUGAAAGAAAUUUUCAAUUCAUUAUGUGCCUUUCAAAACCUGUGGACUGGGAAUGUGUUAACCAAUUUGCAGUUAGCUGGGGUGCUUUAGACUUUUGAAGAAAACUGAUAAAAUUACAAUUUUUUUCAUUAGUACAUAUGUAUUUAUUAUAUGUUUAGGUCACCAUCCUGUAAAAACUUAAGCAUAUGCUGGAUCUUGUACACUAUGUCUAUAGUGCUUUUGACUUCAAAGGGACUAUUCAUAGUGGAUAAAUCUAAGUACUUGCAUAAGUCUGCAGGAUAAGGACUUUCAGUUUCCUGAGCGAACUUCCUUGAGCUUUCAAAAGCCAAAUACUCAGGAAUAGAAUUUUCCUGGUUAACUGAAAACUACUUAAGCUUUCUGUUCAAAAUAAUUGAAAAAGAGGAACUUUUUUGGUAAUUUAAACUUGUGAUAAUUCACCUUGCUCUGUAUAUAUCAAAGAUGACAUGUUAAAAAAAAAAAAGGCUAAUUUUUAUACUGUAAGUGAAGAUUUUUAGAACGAAUAGAUAAGGAUUUUGAUGGCUUGGGAAGGAAAAUGAUUUUUUAGGUAACUAUGGAACACUACAUGUUUUUGAAUUAUCAAUUAUGUAGGUGAAACUUUCUGGAUUUGAUUUCGUUGAUUUGCCUAAAUUAUAGUUUUCAAGGGAAAAAACCUAGAAUUCUUUAAAGACAUUGCUUUAAAGUCCAGUAUUAGCAAUACGGUUUGUGCUUGUAUGCAUUUCCUAAAAUAAAAUGUGCCUAUUCAAAGCAAUUUUUAUACCAAAGUAGGUUAAAAAUUUUAAGAUUAUCAUUAAUGAGUUGGUAACCUCUUAAAUUUGUAUAGCCUAGCACAUUUAGUGGAUAUUUAACCUAUUUGUUUAACAAGCUUAUUCUUUAUAAAGUAUUUAUAGGGAUUUCAGUAUACAAGAUUUGCAAAUAGUAUGUGUGCAUUGAAAUGGUCUUUUGAUGAACUCUGUUUUGAGGUCAUUAAUUAAGAGGCUUCUCUUGUUAAAUUUAUAAUUUGCUCCUUUCAGGCAUUUUUUAUUAUUACUUACAAGUAUUUCUUGAGACAGCACAGACCUUGCUACUUGAUGUUUUAAUUCAUAUUUUGCAUACACUUGGAAGUUUUAAUGAUGUUCAGUCAAUUUAGUAUGUUUUGCAGUAUAGGUUUUGUAAAAGACUUUGUAGCUGAAAUGGUUAUUUUAAAUGAAGUGUGUGUUGACAUUUGAAACUUCUACUGUUGUAAAUUAUUGUAAAUGUGGUGGUAAGUUUGAUCUACAAAAUGUAACAACAAAAUUAAAUGGGAUUAUGUAUAAAUUAAGUUUGUGUAAUUAUAUUGAAAUAUGGUUUAUUAGAACUUCUCCUCCAAGGCUUGUAGAGUGUAAAUAUUUUGCAUACAGAAGAAAAACUUAAAGCAUAUGGUUCCAUAAAAAAACUAGAAGUCGUAGUUUAGAGGAUGCUGGAAUGUUUUAGAAAUAACAUUGUUCAUAGCACAAAAAAAAGUAGCACCUCUUAAUUUGAUACAGUAAGUACUAUACUAAAAUAAUUGCACUAUUUUUUCAGGGAAAUGCAGAGUACUGCUUGUGUGUUCUAAAUACACAUGGUUUAUGUCCACUUAUAUUUUUUCUCCUCUGAAUUUUUCUUGUACAUCUUUUCAGCGCAUAUAUGUGGAGCUGCAACUUUCAGUUCCCCUCCAGAAUCUUGGCAUUGUUUUAAGAUAGAUUGGAUGCUUUACAGCAGAUGACCAAGGAGGCUUAAUUCAACCCAACAACUUAUCCUUAUGGCAUUGAAUAGCAUAACUUUGCAGAUUUAAAACUAUGCAGACUGGCAUGUUUGCCUCCUAUUUGCGUGUGGUUUAUAAAACAUUAGGUUUUUGAAUCAGGAUUUUUAAGAGUAUUGUACUAUUUGGAUCAAGUGCUUCAUAUAAUCUGUUUUAUCAGCAGUGUUGGAGUUGAGGAAAAUUAAGUAGUCUAUUUUGUAAAUAUUGUGUAAUAAACAUUGCAUUUCAGAAUGUGUAACAUGAUGAAAAGGAUUAUAUGCACUUGCUGUUUCAUUACAUGUAUACAAUACACUUUUAUAUUGCCAAAAUUGUUGACACUUCAUUUUUAUGUAGUUGGAACUGAAGUUUGUUCUUUAAAAGCCUAUAACUUAGUUACGUGUUCACUCGGAUUUCUUUGUUGAGUCAGUGACUUAAAAUAAAACAUUGCUAUUUUAAUAGAAUUAAAAACAAAUCUUAUAAAAUAAAAAAAACCCUGAAACUUU